Molecule: messenger RNA, 2035 nt
Organism: Ruditapes philippinarum (Manila clam)
Lineage: Eukaryota; Metazoa; Mollusca; Bivalvia; Venerida; Veneridae
Product: transcriptional adapter 1-like
Exons: 10
Coding region: 36-1034 (332 amino acids)
Biological process (GO): regulation of transcription by RNA polymerase II
Cellular component (GO): SAGA complex
Molecular function (GO): transcription coactivator activity
Source: RefSeq, a predicted model, not a curated record
UACGUUACGGUAUUUAUCAAAACGAAAGUAACAAAAUGGCGGCCCCCAUCGAUUUAAACGCAGCAAAAAAUAAUUUAUCUGAUGCUCUUGGCAGUGACAUGAAAAGUUACCUGCAUCAUCUUAAGUCCUGGUUUAGACAAAAGAUUGCUAAAGAAGAGUUUGAUAUGGAGGCAAGGAAGCUUCUUAAAUCUGAAACAGUACAUCUACACAAUGAGUUCCUACUAGCAAUAUUUUCCAAGUGCCAUACAUUUACAUCUUCAAUAGGACCAAAGUCACCUCCUGGUCGAAGUCACUCAGGGCAUGGAAAAUUGCUCAAGAAAGGCAAAUUAAAAAGAAGGCCUCCCACUACCAGAAGUUCAUUCCAGCAAAGAUUUGUGCCAGUCAAUCCAAUGUCUUGUGCAGUGCAGGCCACUUACAAAGGUACAGAGGAAUCUAUAUUUGCUGGUCGAGAAUUAACAUUACCUGACAUAUCAAUGAUACAUGGUCGUCUGUUAGUAUGUGCCUGGGAAAUAGGCCUAGUCAGUGUAGAUGAUGCUGUCGUUAAAUUUCUGAUGCAGGCACUGGAGAUACAAUUAAAGAAUAUCAUCACACAAGUGUUAUGCCGUCGAAAUGGUUACAAAGUAAGAGAAGGGAAGUUUAGAUAUGCAAUAGGAACUCAAGUACCAAAUCCAUACACUCGCCAUAGCUUGAUGCUCCAUGACAGAACACUGGAAAGUGAAGCAACAAUAAUCUCAGAUGGUCAGCAUGUACCAAACAAGCGUCUGCCACAGGAUUGUAACGAGGGCUACAUGGCACAAAUACUCUCAGCAAAUACACAGGAACCUGUAGACAGGGAGCCAGUCACAUUAUAUAACCUUCUAGAAACACUUCAGACAUACAAGAACACUAUACCUUCUCAUUCAGUAUAUGCUCCAGCCAUUGAGAGAAUAAUACAUAAAUUAUGGCAUCCAAGUCACGAAGAGCUUGGUUAUUCAGUUACACAGGAAGUCUCCUCAGUGAACCAGAGUACUUCUUCAAGUCAACCAGUCAGAUAGUCUAGGUCACUAGAUACACUUUUUGAUUGUUGAAGAAAAAAUGGAAUAAAUGGGGGAAAGAAUUUCACAUCCUUGACUUCUGUUCAGAGGAUUUUUUAUCAAAAAUGCAAAGCUGUGGAUGUCAUGUUGAAAAAAAAUGAAUAAAAUAUAUGGCAACCUUGAUUUACUCAUUUGGAAUAGCAUUUGGCACAAAAGCAUUAACUUUUGAUAAUAGCAUGGUUCAAACCUUUUUGUGUGAAAGUCCCCUACCACCAAAAACAAGUGAUAUUAAACAUUGCCAAUUCACUUACAUGGAUGGAUCAAGCUCUUUUAAAUGUGAAGAAGCUUUUCAGCUAGCUUGCGGAAUGUUGGUGGUUCUACCCAGGUGUCUGUUUGUGCCUGAAAUGAUGCACGGAAGGGCACCAGAGGUCUUCCUCCACCAUUAAAGCUGGAAAGUUGCCAUAUGACCAACACCCUGUUUGUGUGACGUAAUACAAAACCAAAAGAAUUAAAGUAAACAAUCAAACAACUCAAGUAGCUUUAUUUUUAGAACUUGUGGUAUAAGCAUAGAUCCUUGACCUGUCUUAUUCUAAUUAUCAGAUUAGUGAAUACAAUUUAAAAUUUUCACAUCAUAUUUGUUAACAGAAUGGCACAUGUCAAUGUUUGUAGUUAAAUCUAUCGUUAUUCAAAUUAAAGGUCAGAGUAGGGAUCUAUCAGUCCUGUGAAAAGUGUUUAAGCCUGAAAACAAAUAGUUUUGGCAGUUCAUGAGGACUUCAGGCCAUGCUAAGAGUGUUAAUGAUAAAAUAUGUUGUUAUUUCUUUAGAAAAGUAAAGUUGUUUGCUGAUUACUGUUGAUAUAAUUACACACAGGUUUUGAAGGAAGUGUUUCAACAGUAAAAUAUUUACAGUGAAUUGUAUUAAAAGUACUUAUUUACAAGUAUAUACAUUUAUAUAUGUGUUGCAUGUUAUUGAUGGAAGAAUAUUGGAAUAAGUUUUAUAAUAAAGUAUGCAUAAAGAUUAAAA